This is a messenger RNA of Pogonomyrmex barbatus (red harvester ant), 5139 nucleotides long. It is a transcript of the gene Isha, whose product is annotated as Insulator su(Hw) mRNA adaptor. Gene Ontology annotation, molecular function: RNA binding. Gene Ontology annotation, cellular component: nucleus. The record is from RefSeq and is a predicted model, not a curated record. NCBI's taxonomy places the organism in Eukaryota, Metazoa, Arthropoda, Insecta, Hymenoptera, Formicidae.
GGGAAACACGGGUACCUGCCAUCUUGAAUGGCAUGGCUCGGCUACACAGUGCGUGAUAAAGGAGACAUGCGAGUUACAACGCGGAUGUUACGCUGGUAUUACGCUGCGUCAGGACUCGCGUGAGACUCAACGGUGACCGUGACACGAGGGAGCCUCGUUCCCGCACCGCACGAUGGACGCGGUGAAGGCGUUCAAUGCGGAGCUUUCCGCUCUGUAUGAUGUUAAACCACCCAUCUCAAAAGCCAAAAUGAAUUCACUUACACGGGGAGCUAUCAAAGCAAUAAAAUUCUACAAGCAUGUUGUACAAAGUGUGGAAAAAUUCAUCCAAAAAUGCAAGCCGGAGUACAAAGUACCAGGGUUGUAUGUAAUAGAUUCAAUUGUUAGACAAUCCCGACAUCAGUUUGGGACGGAAAAGGAUGUAUUUGCUCCACGAUUCGCAAAGAACAUGCAGACCACUUUUCUCAAUCUUUUGAAGUGUCCGCAGGAGGAUAAAAGCAAAGUUAUACGCGUAUUGAAUCUUUGGCAAAAGAAUUCAGUUUUCCCACCGGAAGUUAUUCAACCGCUUUUUGAUUUAGCAGAUCCAAAUCAUCCAAUACAUAAAGAACAAUCAGUAAAUAGCAAUGGUACAUUAAAUGCAUCGUCUGGAAAUAAUCUAAGUAAUGUAAGCGCGGUCACUAAAACUCCGCCAUCCGGAAUUAAAAAUGCUGUGAAGGAUCCCAAACUAUUUCCAUCCGGAAAAACGAUUGAUCCAGCAUGGCUAGCGCAAACGAAAGUGGAAGCAGCAGCCAACGCAAACAAACUAAUUAUGAAUCAGUCCAAUUCCAAUUCGAUGGAUCCUUCUCUCCUCGAUCAGUUGGCACAAUUGCAACAAUUACUUUUGAAAAAGGAGGUUACAAAUGAACCAAAGAGUUCUGUCAAAUUUGAUAAAAAGUUGCUAGAUUUUGAUUACGGCGAAGAAGAAGAUGAUGACGUCGUUGUUACUAGUUCUCCAAACACAGCUGCCUCGGUCAAUACCCAACACAAUGCAAUCUCGACAAAUAACAGUUUAGAAAGCCUUGGAUUUUUGCUUACAAAUCCAGAGGUUUUAAGACAAUUACAAACUUUGCAACAAACUAUGCAGAGCAAUGCAUCAUCCUCUUCACAGAUGGAAAUGGAGGAAAAGAUGCGCAAACUGCAACAAAUGAAACAGCAGGAAGAAGAAUUUGAUAAGCAUUUAGCACAAACUGUUCCUAAGCUUCCAUUCGCAUCUGAAUGCGAAUUAAAACCUUCUGAUAUUUUAAAACCAAAUACACAAAAUUAUACUUCAAACAUGAAUAGCAAUGUGAUGCAAGAUAUGAGCCAGCCCCCACCUGGUUACCCACCAGCUAUGUCAUAUACCUCGCAAUCCUUGUCAAAUAUUCGACAAAUGAAUCAGUCCACACAUCAAAAUCAAAAGAGUCCGUUGCUCGAUGAACGUCAAGAAACGCAAGAUUACCCUGGGAACAAUAUCAGACGUGAUAGCAGCAGUGUAGAAAUCGUAAACUGCGAAAACACGAGUUCCCAAAGUAGAUCGCCAGAACGGUAUCGACAUCACAGUCGAUCUCGAUCCCCACGGCACAGGGAUAGAGAUAGAGAUCGAGAUAGAGAUAGAAAAUCUCGAUCUAGGAGUAGAUCAAGACGAAGAAGAUCUCGUUCAAGAGAUAGGGGUCGUGACAGAAAACGUGAUGAUAGCCGAGAAAAGAUGACGGAAGAAGAGCGUGAGAAAGAUAGAGAACGACGCAAACGUGGCUUGCCACCGAUAGUUCGAGAUAAAUUAAGUGUUUGCAGUACAACACUUUGGGUAGGACAUUUAUCGAAACUUGUACAUCAAGAAGAAUUAUCCGAUACAUUCGGGGAACUUGGCGACAUCGUUAGCAUUGAUUUAAUCUCACCAAGAGGUUGUGCGUUUAUAUGCAUGAAUAGAAGACAGGAUGCAUAUCGAGCACUCACGAAAUUAAAAAAUCAAAAAAUGCAAGGCAAAGCUAUUACGUUGGCAUGGGCGCCUGGUAAAGGUGUGAAAGGCAAGGAAUGGAAAGAUUACUGGGAAGUGGAAUUAGGUGUCAGUUACAUCCCUUGGAAUAAAUUAACUAAUAUUACUGAUCAAGAAUUAGAGCUACUGGAAGAAGGUGGAAUGAUUGAUGAAGACACAUUACCUCCCCACUUAAAAGGAAAACUGAAACAUACUGGCACAAGUGCUGAUGUAUUGCAACAACAAUUGCAUCUGCAACAGCAAGCAAUGGUUGCUGCCGCAACUGCUGGUGCUCCUAUUCCCACUUUAACGGAUGGUAUUGUAAAUGUUAUACAGUCGUCGGCUAAUUCACAGCAGCAGCAGCAGCAACAACAGUUAGUCGACACUAGUCAACCGCCACCGAUCAGACCUCCAACAUCGGCUGCACUAUUGCCUCCUCCAAACACACAAUUGCAAAUGAUGCCGCCUGCGUUUACGAUGCCUGGAGUGCCACGAGUGAUUAGCCACAUGGGCCUACAAAUGACACAUGGCUUAAUGCCGAAUGUUCCGAUUGGAGUUCCACCACCCAACAUGCAAAGCUUGUUAGGACCACCCGGCAUGAUGCAGACAAUGUUGACACCUUCAGUAAGCUCGCCAUUCGGAGCAGGCGUUGGCGUAGGUUUACUGACACAAAUUCCACUGCCCGCACCUGCAGCGCCUUCGGAUAAGCCAAACUCCACAGGAUACGAGAUCCUGAAUAUUGCAGGUAUGCCGCACAACGUCCCACCGAUUGGAGUGCCUCCGCCUACGACGGAGACGAGUAUGCCGAACUUGCCGAUGUUGCGACAACCGUACGGGGUUGGUCCAGCGCCGCCGAUGCAGAUGCAACUACCUCAACAGCAGCACCACUCGGAUGAUAUGGAUGUGGAAAUGGAGGACGCGAUGCCACAAAACUUGAACAGCAACGUGCCCAAGGACAAGCCGAACCUCAGCGACCAGUUGAUUGCGGCGAUGAAUAUAAGCGGCAAUGUAAACGAUUGUCGUUUGGAGAACGAUCAGUCUCGUGAUUAUAAGGAACGGGAACGUGAUCGGGAGAACAGGGAGAGGAGGGACAGGAGUGAGCGAGAUCGCGGAGAUCGCAUGGAUAUUAACGAGUGCAGAAUGGAUCGUGGUAGAGACAGAGGAAGGGGACGUGAUCGCGGCCGAGAUAGACGCGGGAGAGAUACCCGCGAUGGUCGCGACAGAGAGAGGGACGAGAGACGCGACAGGGACAACCGUGAAACCCGAGAGAGUCGGGACAGCAACAUUAGACACUCUCAGGAGGGACCGAGUGCGCAGAAUCAAAACGUCCAGGAAGGCGAGGGCAUGGCGAAAAAGGAGAACAAGCCCAGUCUAGCUGACCGACUGCGGCAAUUGGCGGAUGGUAAAUUACCAUUAGAUGACCGAAUGGACAGAAACAUGCGUGGUAACCGAGCUGAGCGUAGCAACGAGCGAAACGACAGGAGCUUCGAGGAAAGUCCUGGUGGCGGAGGAGGACGGCGACCACCCGGUGACAUGCCGAUCUCGCUGAUGGAUCUACCGAAAUUUGGUGGAGUGUUGCCUCCGGAUCGAACAGAUUUUCCACGAGGACCGGAUUUCCGGAGCGGACCGCCGGAUUCGCGAGAGUUUCCACAGCGCGGUCUGCCAGAUCGGCCUGAUCGACAGAACUUCCCCCCGCGACCACGAGCUGCACAGAUGGAUGACUUUCAUGAUUCUAGGAUGCAGCCUGGCAUGUUCCCAGAGGAUUAUGAUGGUAGACUGGGCGCUGGGCACAAUGGACCUCGACCCGAUGACUUUCCACCAGGCAGGCUAGGACCAGCCCGGGAUGAUUUCGAGCGACCGGAAAUGCGUAGUCGUAGACCACCCGUAGAUGAAUACGAACGUGAACGUUUCGAGUUCGAGAUGAGGCGCGACGGAUUUGACCCGCGAAUGCAGGAUGGCUUCGAACAUAGAGGUCACAACGAGCGCUCCGACUUCGAUCUCCGUAGAAGAGAGUUCUUUGGUGGCCCGAUGGAGCCUGCAUUCGGAAUGCCGCCUUUGAUGGGCCCUAAGGGACCGAGAGGACCGAUUGGUCCUGAUGGAUUUGGACCGCGAGGAGCCAGGGGACCUGGUCCAUUGAUGUUUCAUCUACGGGGCAUGGGCCCACGAGGUAUGAGGCCCGGGAUGAGACCGCCAUUUGCACCUCGAGGCCCACCGUUCGAUCCCAGAGAAGCGGACUCUUUCUUCCGACCGCCAUUCGAUGACAUGCGUGGUCGUCCAGGACCGCACAUCCGACCGCCAUUUGGUCCAAUAGGUCCACCAGCAAUACAUGGACCAGAUGGACCGUGGAGGAAUCCGGAGGGCGGUGGACCACCGUCCGCUUCGUGGUCCGGGCAGGAAUCCGACGGACACGGUCAACGUGAGAAUCACCUCGCACGGGACAAACAGAAGAUGGCGAAGCAUCAGGACUAUAAGAAUAUGUCCGAGAACCGUAACCGAAAUCGUAAAUCCAGAUGGGGUAACGUUAGUCCGCCGUUAACGGACGAUGUGGACGAUAUGCCAUCGGAGGAUACCGAAAAUAAAGCGGAGACUUCGGAGGGCGGAAAGCUGGAGAUGAAAGAUAGUUUUGACGCUUCGUCCUCGGCCGCUGACCAGCAAAAUCCAAUGCAAAAGAGUCAAGACGAGUCAGCGAUUCACGAGCAAGAUAUAAUGCGCAGGGAAAAUGAGUUUGCAAGUAUACCGAACGAUCAGGGUAUGGUCGACGAGAUGAGCUAUGGAAAUGAUGAGGCUCAGGUCAGUACCUUCGAAAUUGGCACGGACCACUUCUCCAGCAACGAUUUAGCGCUAAAGCAGCGGGGUGAACAGGAACAGUGUGAAUACGAAGCGCCCAUUCCAGCUGAAGAUUCAGCGCAACAAAAUGUGGUACAAUCAAGCGAACAAAUAGGGCACGUCAGUGAGAAUCAUAGUGAGCAAUCAGUGGAACAGCAAGCGGAUUCUUUAUAAAAACGGAGAUAAAGGGAUAAGGAAUGGGAUGAAAAUAUUGCUAUUGGGAAAAUUACCAAAGUAAAGUUUAGAGAAUCUUCAGGCAGAUUCGUGUAAAAUAUCGUUUUAAUCGAUACGAUGUACAUAGAGUCAUGCUACAGAGGGAAAGAUAG